AAUAGAAUGGACGAAAGAGAACUCUGAGGAAGUUCGCUCAGUCAGUCUUAAGCUGAUGAUCAAAGUGAGAACUUCUAAAAAAUGUGGCUCUUUCUGUACAUAGUGUUUGUUAUUGUCAGUGGCAUUUACUUCUUCCUGACAUGGAAUUAUAAGCAUUGGGAAAAGAGGGGCAUACCCUAUCCUGAACCUAAGAUAUUCGUGGGAAAUCUUCCUGGUGCAGUUACUCAAAAACACCAUGUUGUUCACGAUAUUGAUAGAAUUUACAACCAAUUCAAAGGACAGUACUUCUUUGUUGGAAUAUUCAAUAUGAGACAACCUCAAUAUUUAGUAACGGACGCAAUUAUAGCAAGAGAUAUUCUUAUCAAUAAGUUCAAGAACUUCCAUGAUAACGAAUUCUCCGAGAUGGCCAACAAGGAGAAGGAUCCUAUUUUUGGACGAAAUCCUUUUAUGCUGAGGGGUGAGGAAUGGAAGGAGAAACGAGCUGAAAUAACACCGGCCUUUACGCAACUAAGGAUCAAAGCCAUGUAUCCAGUUAUUGAAGAUGUAUGCGAACGUAUGAAGAAGUACAUCUUGAGGGAAAAUAAGGAAGCGAUUGAGUGUAGAGAAAUGUCAGCAAAAUUCACAACGGACGUAGUCUCUAGUUGCAUUUUUGGCAUAGAUGCUGGAUCAUUUGCCGGAGACAAAGCACCAAUCCGUGAAAUGGGAAAGAAGAUCAUGGACUUUUCCCCAAGAUUGAUGUUGUACUUUAUUUUGGUUCAACUUAUACCAUCCCUCAGGAAGAUCUACAAAAUAACGUUUGUGGAGAAAGUUGUUGAAAAAUUCUUCGUCAGCAUCAUGAAGGAUGCUAUUGAUUUGAGGAAGAAGAACAACGUUGACCGAAAUGACUACCUACACUACCUUCUGGAACUGCAAGAGAGGAAGAAUCUUAGUGAGUUGGAUAUGGUUGCUCAUGCUAUAACUUUCUUUGUUGAUGGAUUUGAGACUUCAAGUAUCGUUCUUUCUUUUGCUCUCUACCAACUUGCCAAGCACAAGGAAGCCCAAGAUAAGCUUAGGCAAGAGAUUAAGGAAACUCUCGAAAAGCAUGGGGAAAUAAACUUCGACGUUGUUAAUGAAAUGCCUUACCUUGAGCAAGUUGUUGCUGAAACCCUACGACUCAAUCCUCCAGGUACCUUCCUUAGCAGACAAGUCACACAACCAUGCGAACUGCAACUUUCAGAGGACAAGGUAGUGACCAUGGAGGAAGGAACUGGGCUACUGAUACCCAUUUACAGCAUGCACCGCGAUUCUCGGUACUUUGAGGACCCAGAAAGCUUCAUCCCAGAGAGAUUUGCUCCAGAAAAGGGAGGCGUAAAAAUCUACCGCGAUAAGGGAUGUUACAUGCCUUUCGGUGAAGGACCUAGGAUUUGUCUGGGAAUGAGAUUCGCCCAAACACAAUUGCGAGCAGCAAUUGUGUCAGUUGUGAGAGAUUUUGAGAUUACAGUUGAUGCCAAAACACCUGAGAAGAUUGUACUGAAUCCAAAGGAAUUUAUACCAACUAUCCUCGGAGGGACUUGGUUGCGAUUCAGCGAAAUUAAACCAUAAAAUCGAGUGUUUUCUCGAAUUAGAUGUCUUAUAAUAAAGUUAAUGCCUUGAUAAAUGCAUUCGUUAUUCAACUACAAAAUGUAUACUGAUUUAUUUGAGACAAUAAAAUCUUGAAAUGCUUUGUAAUUUUAAAA
Messenger RNA from Phlebotomus papatasi, 1715 nucleotides. RefSeq names its product probable cytochrome P450 28d1. NCBI's taxonomy places the organism in Eukaryota, Metazoa, Arthropoda, Insecta, Diptera, Psychodidae. The record is from RefSeq and is a predicted model, not a curated record. Gene Ontology annotation, molecular function: monooxygenase activity; iron ion binding; oxidoreductase activity, acting on paired donors, with incorporation or reduction of molecular oxygen. The transcript is spliced from 4 exons. Bases 82 to 1581 code for a protein of 499 amino acids.